Molecule: messenger RNA, 867 nt
Organism: Quercus robur (English oak)
Lineage: Eukaryota; Viridiplantae; Streptophyta; Magnoliopsida; Fagales; Fagaceae
Product: OVARIAN TUMOR DOMAIN-containing deubiquitinating enzyme 4-like
Exons: 6
Coding region: 2-568 (188 amino acids)
Biological process (GO): endoplasmic reticulum unfolded protein response; protein deubiquitination
Cellular component (GO): nucleus; cytosol
Molecular function (GO): cysteine-type deubiquitinase activity
Source: RefSeq, a predicted model, not a curated record
UAUGCUUUCUUUACUUGGUUAUGAUCUUGCUUUAUGGUUAUUGAAAGUGGAUUUUCUUUUGUCAUUUUUGCCAUCUGAGAAGUUUAAUUUGGUGAUUAGUAUGGACUAUGGCCUUGGCAUACCUGGAGAUGGAAGAUGUUUGUUCCGGUCUGUUGUUCAUGGUGCUAGCUUGAGAGAAGGGAAGCCAUCUCCGUCGGAGAGCUGUCAGAAAGAACUUGCAGAUGAGCUCAGAGCUAAAGUGGCAGAUGAAUUCAUUAGGAGGCGAGCAGACACUGAAUGGUUUCUUGAAGGUGAUUUUGACACGUAUGUUAAACAGAUGCGACAGCCCCACAUGUGGGGAGGAGAGCCUGAGUUGCUAAUGGCCUCCCAUGUCCUACAGUCGCCAAUCACGGUUUCCAUGUGGGAUAAGAGUUCUGGUAACCUCAAAAUUAUAGCUGAAUAUGGUCAAGAGUAUGGUAAGGAGAACCCCAUACGGGUGCUUUAUCACGGUUAUGGACAUUAUGACGCAUUAAGGAGUCCAAUUAGUAGUGCAGAAUCAAAGUUGCCUUUUAUGGGGAGAAAAUAUUAGGUCCACUGGGAAGAUUGCUGAAGUAAUUCUCUCAACCAAUGAAACACUGCCACCUAUGCAAGUGUGGGAGUUAGCUUUCUAAUAAGCACAAGGGGAAAAACAAAAAACAAAAAACUACCAAGAAAUGUCACAUAUGCAUAGGUGACACUGUUUUAUUGCUUGGAAGGGCCAAGGAGGACCACGUCAUCGGUCUUCUUGGUGGACCUAACAAUUUCUACUUUAUAGGUAUGUUUCUAAUUUAGAUAUUAUGAGUACAGAUAUUGAAAUAGUAUUGUUGUCUCAUGAGUUCCUUGGGGGUA